AUGGACCCUGCGACGUACGAUGAAGACGCGUAUCGCUCCGAGCUUUUGCGCAAGAUGCGCAUGAGUGAAUCGAUCGUAUACCAGGCCAUCUUUGCUCCGGCAACCGUUACAGGCGGGGAGACAAUGCUGGUGGCUGCAACGAGCUCGGGGAUGAUCCACGUCUAUCGACUCAGUCCAGUCAUGACUCUGCAAUACUGGAAUCAAGUCAAGUGUGGCGAGUCGACAGCUUUUCCCGGACCAAGUCUUUCGUUCCAGGCACACCCAACGCAAAUUUAUUCCCUCUGCUUUGCCGGUGAUGCAACAAACCCAUUACUAAUCAGCGGAGGAGACCAAGACUUUCGGGUGUGGAGAUGGAAAGACAUCUUGUUGACCAUGGAAGAUCCUGCCAACGUCAAGAACCUCCUGGCGGUGCAUGUCGGAUACUUGAAACGUCAGUCGCUGGGGUUCAGAGGGACUUUGCUGCCCGCAAUGGAGGUCAAUGAUGUAGUCGUGAGCAAGAAUUCUGGACACUUAUUCUUGGCAGGUGGAGAUAGUGUGGCACACGAGUGGGAUGUAGUGACACAGCAAUUUACGCGGCUAUUUGAGGGCCACGAGGACUAUUUGCAUGCUGUGCGUGAUUUGCAUCACUCUCAGGAGCUCGCGACAAGCUCUGAAGACGGCACGCUUGGCAUUUGGGAUGUGCGUCAGGCCAGAAACGUCGAGUUCCUACGUCCAUGGCAAGCAACAACGUCGUCGAUGUCGAGCUCAUCACCAUCGCCGUCGCUGUGGAUUGGUGCUGUCGCUCACGAUGACUCCGAAAUGUGGCUAGCAUGUGCAACUCGAGGCUUCUUGAGCAUGUGGCAUUUACCCUCUCGAGUGCCUGUGCACUAUACCACGACGACGUGCGAUGUGCAUGACGUUGUGUUUCACCAUAUGGACCUGCUUAGUGUGGGAAACGAUGCGAGCCUGAAGAAGUGGAACCGCAGCUCUGGCCAGCUGCUAUCGGCUGCAAGGUCGACGGUAUUGUCCAGCCACUUUUGUGCAGUCGACCGUGCCACGGAUAUCGUCGCAGUGGGUGGCGCUGCACCUCUCAUUGAUAUCUACACGAUGCCUGGCGUCGUGAGUUUCUCAUUGGUCGUCGACAGUGAGUCGAGCGCUCGAGCAAGUUAG
Messenger RNA from Hyaloperonospora brassicae, 1149 nucleotides. The record is from the annotation of a GenBank genome assembly. NCBI's taxonomy places the organism in Eukaryota, Oomycota, Peronosporomycetes, Peronosporales, Peronosporaceae.